Neohortaea acidophila is the source of this 2346-nucleotide messenger RNA. RefSeq lists its product as uncharacterized. Gene Ontology annotation, cellular component: COPII vesicle coat; endoplasmic reticulum exit site. Bases 1 to 2346 code for a protein of 781 amino acids. Gene Ontology annotation, molecular function: GTPase activator activity; zinc ion binding. Gene Ontology annotation, biological process: endoplasmic reticulum to Golgi vesicle-mediated transport; intracellular protein transport; COPII-coated vesicle cargo loading. The transcript has 2 exons. The record is from RefSeq and is a predicted model, not a curated record. Lineage: Eukaryota; Fungi; Ascomycota; Dothideomycetes; Mycosphaerellales; Teratosphaeriaceae.
AUGGACUACGACGCGCUCAAGGAGCAAUGGUCCGACAUUGAAGAUCGAGACGGCAUUCGCCUGUCAUGGAACACCUUUCCCUCCUCGCGCAUGGAAGCGAGUCGUCUCGUCGUCCCCAUCGGCGCCCUCUACACCCCGCUCAAAGAAAAGACCGAUGGCACCCCUCUACUCCAAUACGAGCCCGUCACAUGCAAACCCCCCUGUCGAGCCGUCUUGAACCCAUACUGCCAGGUCGACAUGCGUGCGCGCAUCUGGAUCUGCCCGUUCUGUCUGCAACGAAACAACCUCCCACCACAUUACAAGGACAUCUCCGAGCAGCAGAUCCCGCCGGAACUCCAUCGAGACAGCACAACCAUUGAGUACAAGCUGUCCCGACCCGCUCCCACCCCGCCCAUCUUUGUCUUCGUCGUCGACACUUGCCAAGAGGAGGACUCGUUGAAGGCGCUCAAGGACAGCAUCAUCAUGGCGUUGGGCAUGCUGCCGCCUCACGCCCUGGUGGGUCUCAUCACCUUCGGCACCAUGGCCCACGUUCACGAGCUCGGCUACACCGAGUGUGCAAAGUCCUACGUCUUCCGAGGAAGCAAAGAGUACGCGGCCAAGCAGGUGCAAGAGAUGUUGGGUUUGGCGACGGCCGCGGGUGCAAGACCGGGGAUGCAGCCACAGCCCCAACCCGGCAGACCCGCUCCACUACCGACCAUGGGAGGCGCACAAGCUCGAUUCCUGCUCCCUGUGGAGCAAUGCGAAUUCCAACUCACCAACAUUUUGGAAAAUCUCCAAAGAGAUCCGUGGCCCGUGGCCAACGACAAGCGUGCUGUGCGUUGCACGGGCGUUGCGCUUGCAGUCGCCGUGGGAAUGCUCGAAUCCAGCUUCCAGAACUCUGGAGCUCGCAUUAUGCUGUUUGCUGGCGGCCCGGCGACCGAAGGUCCUGGCCACGUGGUCAGCGCCGAGUUGAAGGAACAGAUCCGCUCCCAUCACGACAUCGAUCGAGACAACAUCAAGUACUACAAGAAGGCCUUGAAGUUCUACGACACGCUCUCGAAGCGCACCGCUCACAACGGGCAUAUCGUUGAUAUCUUUGCCGGCUGUCUCGACCAAGUCGGUUUGCUGGAAAUGAAGGGCUUGGCCAAUAGCACCGGCGGCCACAUGAUCCUGACCGACUCCUUUACCUCCUCCAUGUACAAGCAGUCGUUUGCCAAGAUCUUCGACACUGAUGCCGAAGGAAACCUUGCAAUGGGAUUCAAUGCCAGUCUCGAAGUGCUCACCACCAAGGAGCUCAAAGUCACCGGCCUCAUUGGCCAUGCUGUCUCGCUGAACAAAAAGUCCGCUUCCGUCGGCGAGACAGAAUGCGGUAUCGGCAACACCUGCAGCUGGAAGAUGUGCGCUAUCGACCCUGCCUCUUCAUACGGCGUAUAUUUUGAAAUCGCCGGCCAAGGCGGCCCACAGGCAUCAGCCAUGCAACAAGGACCGCAAAAGGGCAUGAUUCAGUUCCUCACCUACUACCAACACAGCGGGGGCCAGUACCACCUCCGUGUGACCACCGUCGCACGCAACAUGUCCGGCCCCUCUGGCGACCCCGCCAUCGCGCAGUCCUUCGAUCAAGAAGCCGCCGCAGUCCUCAUGAGCCGCAUCGCCGUCUUCAAAGCAGAAGUGGACGACGGGCCCGAUGUCCUCCGCUGGGUCGAUCGCAUGCUCAUCCGACUCUGCUCGCGCUUCGCCGAAUACCGCAAAGACGACCCUACGUCCUUCCGGCUGGAAAAGAAUUUCACCCUCUACCCGCAAUUCAUGUUCCAUCUGCGCCGCUCACAAUUCCUGCAAGUCUUCAACAACUCGCCCGACGAAACGGCGUUUUACCGCCACAUCCUCAACCACGAAGACGUGUCGAACAGCCUGAUCAUGAUCCAGCCGACGCUCGACAGUUACACCUUUGACCAGGAUGGCGCCGUCCCCGUCCUGCUCGACUCGACCAGCAUCCAGCCGCAGACCAUCCUCCUCCUCGACUCCUUCUUCCACAUCCUCAUCUUCCACGGCGAGACCAUGGCCGAGUGGCGCAAAGCCGGAUACCAGGACAUGGAAGGCUACGAGAACUUCAAAGAGCUCCUCGAGGCGCCGAAAGAAGACGCGCGCGAACUCAUCCAAGACCGCUUCCCCCUCCCGCGCUUCAUCGUGUGCGACGCCGGCGGCUCCCAGGCCCGCUUCCUGCUCGCCAAGCUCAACCCGUCGACCACGCAUACCACCGGCUCGUACGGCGGGGUCAGCCAGACGGCGCAGACGAUUUUCACGGACGACGUCAGUUUGCAGACGUUUAUGGACCAUUUGAUGAAGUUGGCGGUGAGCGGGACGAGCUAG